AUGGAAACAGGAACCAAUACUCCGUCUGCUGAGGGAGGAUUUGAAUACACCAGGAUUGGUAGACGACUUCUACAGAUCACGAAUGUCGACCCCAAUAUGAGCCCCGGCACCACUAUGAGCCCCGGCACCACUAGCAUUACCACUAUGAGCCCCGGCACCACUAGCGUUACCACUAUGAGCCCCGGCACCACUAGUGUUACCACUAUGAGCCCCGGCACCACUAGCGUUACCACUAUGAGCCCGGGCACCACUAGCGUUACCACUAUGAGCCCUGGCACCACUAUGAGCCCCGGCACCACUAGCGUUACCACUAUGAGCCCCGGCACCACUAUGAGCCCCGGCACCACUAGCGUUACCACCAUGAGCCCCGGCACCACUAGCGUUACCACUAUGAGCCCCAGCACCACUAUGAGCCCCGGCACCACUAGCGUUACCACCAUGAGCCCCGGCACCACUAGCGUUACCACCAUGAGCCCCGGCACCACUAUCAUUACCACUAUGAGCCCUGGCACCACUAGCGCCACCACUAUGAGCCCCGGCACCACUAUGAGCCCUGGCACCACUAGUGCCACCACUAUGAUCCCCGGCACCACUAUGAGCCCCGUCACCACGAGCGCCACCACGAUGAUCCUAGGCACCAUUAGCACCACUAUGAGCCCAGCCACCACAGUUAUUAUAGUGCCUCCAGCAGUACAAAGAUCCACAGAGGCAGCAGUUGCAGCAGCCACAACAGCCACAGCAGCAGCAGCAGCAUUGACGGGAGCAGCUGUGGCGGCGGCAGCUGCCACUUCAGGUGGAUUCUCAGCAACAAAUGCUGCAGGAAAUGUUUCAUCAGCUGCAGACGCAGCAGCUGCUGCUUCAUCUUCCCUUUUACAAGGCACAAUAAAUGCAUCCACAGCAGCACAAGCCGCAGCAGAUGCUGCAAAUGAGGCUGAAAUGGCAGCAGCAACAGCCGCAGCAGUGACAGCAACAGCAACGGGGGACAUGGCCACUCUUGCAAGAAGUCUAUCCAUGGCAGCAGUAAAUGCAUCAUCUGCAGCAAGAGCAGCAGCAGAUGCUGCAACAUUAGCAGCAAACCUUACCGAAUCUGGAAACGUAUCAGCUAAUGCACCACUUAUCAUAGAAGCUGCAAGAAAUGCCAGUCAAGAGGCAGCAAUGGCUGCACAAGCCCUCAGAGCAUUACUCAAUUCAUCAGCCCUUCCAGCAGACACAGAAGACCUUGUACAACAAGCGAUCGUGUCCGCUGAAACCGCUGCUGAAUUGGCAAAUGACACGGCAGCGCAGGCCUUACAGGCACUGAACACAGCAGAACAAGCAGUGGCACCUGGUACAGGAAGUAUGGAAGCUGAUUUAGCUGCAGCAUUAGCUGUAGAACAAGUACAAAAUGCGGUAGAUUCGGCAAGACAAUCCACAGAGGUGGUAUCACAGGCUGUGCAAGCACUAUCUACAAGUGAUGAAGUAGUUGCCGAAGCUUCAGCAGCAGCCUCCUUAGCAGCAGCAGCAACAGCCCUCGCAGCCUCAGCAGCAGCAGCUACUGGUGCAGAUCUAACAGACCAAGUCAACGCUGCCAUUGAAACGGCAAAUGAAGCAUCUGAGGCUGCUGGAUUAGUUGCAGAUGGACAAGCAGAUGCAGAACAAGCUAGAAGCAAAGCAAGUGAUGCAGCAGACUCAGCAAAAACAGUGGCUAACGCAGCACUACAAGCUUCAUCACCAGGAAGCAUUGAGGAAGAGCUAGCGCUGCAAUCGUUAGCUGCAGCGAUGGCAGCCAGACAAGCAGCGAUGGCGAACCCAGGUGAAAUUGAUGUUGCUGCAAGAGAAGUUGUGGACGUAUCAAGGAAUGCUUCACAACUAUUUUCAGAGCUCUCUAUUCAGGUGUCAUCCAGUCGGGCCGUUGUAACGCUAGCAGCGCUUCAGGAGGCCGAGGAAGUUGCCUUGUUUGCUGAAUCUACAGGAGUCAUAGCAGAAACAGUGAGCAGUGCCGCAGAUCCACUAGCCGCUGCACAAGCUACUGCAAGAGCUGCAUCAUUAGCAACACAAGCCGCAAAUGAAAGCCUUUCUGGUACACAAUCCCUUCUUGAUUUGGCACAAGAAGCAGUGGUGGCUGGCUUGACGGCCUCAGCGGCAGCAGCCACCGCAACUACAUCGGCUGCAGCGGCAGCGACCGGGUCGUCAGCCAUCCCUGCAGCCAGAAGCGCAUCGACGGCCGCCAGCGAAGCAGCGAGUGCCGCCACAUCACUGACCACUGGUCAAGAAUCAGUAGACUUUGCAGUGGUUGAAGCGAACGAAGCAGCCGGAGCGGCCGAAAAUGCAGCCGAUGCUGCCAUGACAGCAGCCCAAACAUCUGGAUCAACCCUGGAGGAGCAGCUGGCAGAUUUAGCUCAGGACUCAGCCAGAACAGCAGAAAAGGCAGCAACCGCUGCACAGAUGGCGGCCACUGUCCCAGCAACAGAGCAAAUGAUAUCGGACGCCCUGGCAGUUGCCACAGAAGUAGCCACGGAAUCUGCAAAUCUGACACAACAGUUGGAGGAUUUACUGUCAAGUGCAUCACCACAAACUAUCGGGGAGCGUGUUGAACUCCAAGGACUGCUGGCUGUGGCGGAGGUAGCGCAGGCGUCCGCAGACUUCUCCAGAGAGGCAGCGGCGUUGGGCGUGAUGGUGGCCACGACAGGGAACGCGGCAGACAUCGAAGCAAUGAACGCUUUUGCGGAAGCAUCGGCAAGAGCCUCCGAUGUCGCAGCGAGGACUUCAGGAACAUUUGUAACAACCUCGGUGGAAACAAAUGCUGCAAACAUUGAGAUUCUCUCGUUCGCCGCCGCACUCGCCGCCAUGGCUGCGGUGCUACUAUGAAGCGUAUCGUAAAUGAAGGACUUGUGAAUUGGGCAAACAACACUAUUCUAUUUAUUCCCCUGUUAUAUUUGAUGUUUCAUGAUUGAUAGAAAUCCAAUGUUGGCAAGGACUGUAUUUCUCUAGAAGGAAGACAAACGUCGCUGCAAACAAAGCAGAAUUUCCCAUUCCAUUUGGGAGAGUAUGACACAAAAGGACUCGAAUGUUCUAAUCAGCAUUUGGAACAUGUGUGAGAUAAUGUCACUUUCAUGUGUACUCAUACAUGCUAACCUGCUCAAGAGUUCUUCACACUUGAGGUAAUGCUUGUGUGGAGUUGCAAGUGAGAACAUGAGAGGUGGAGAAACGUUUGGAGGAGAAUGGGAGUGACAGCUGUAGCGACCA
This is a messenger RNA of Dunckerocampus dactyliophorus (ringed pipefish), 3225 nucleotides long. RefSeq names its product ice-structuring glycoprotein-like. The record is from RefSeq and is a predicted model, not a curated record. The transcript has a single exon. Lineage: Eukaryota; Metazoa; Chordata; Actinopteri; Syngnathiformes; Syngnathidae. Bases 1 to 2847 code for a protein of 948 amino acids.